ACCGCACAGUGGAACUCUCCUCUUGAAUGGGAGUCAGACUCCAGCCCGGAGAGAGAAGCUGUUCGUAGUUCCACGAAGAAGAAAACAACAUCCACUUUUAAUUAGAUGAGUGUGAGUGAAUAUUUUAUGAGCGUCUUUUUACUCAGAGGCAAGUUUCCCUGCAGCAGAGGAGAAUCCAGGAGACUGUGCGACAUGGAACACGGCUGUGAGGUAACUAACCUUCCGUCUUUCUGCACGGAGCUUUAUGGAAACACGUCGAGGAGACUCACCUCGCUGCAAAGAAAAGCUGCAGUUUGGGUUUAAAGACCGGGAGACCCUAGCAGAGGAAAGGAGGUCGUUGACGGGGAACCAUCUGAGGUUGGGUUAACAGAAGGCUACUCGAUCCUGCAAUGCCAGAAGAAGCCAAUGAGGAAGCCAUGAGAACGCCAGCGACACCAGAGAAGGCCAACAACAACGAGCACCCGGCAGCCGCCGUGGUAAACAUCCCCCUGGUCAAUGAAGUCCAGCUGACCGCCGCCACCGGCGGGGCGGAGCUGUCCUGCUACCGCUGCACCGUCCCCUUCGGCGUGGUGGUCCUCAUCGCUGGCAUCGUGGUCACCGCCGUGGCUUACAGCUUCAACUCGCAUGGAUCCACCAUCUCCUACUUCGGCCUGGUGCUCCUCUCGGCCGGUCUGGUGCUCUUGGCGUCCAGCGUCGUCUGCUGGAAGUUGAGACUGGAGAGGAAGAAGGAGAGGCGAAGGGAGAGCCAAACCACCCUGGUCGCAAACCAGAGGAGUAUUUUUACUUGAACCGGCAGUUUGGACCACGCUUCCUGGUUUCCUGAGAUUUCGAGAACCAGCUGCAGACAGAUGUUGUCCAACAUGUGUUGGAUUUCUGACCUGUAAAAGCUUUGACCGCAGACUCUCAAGGCCCAGAUACUUUGAAAACUUUGUGUGGGAUUUAUUUGUCAAACAGACGCCGAGCAUCUGGCGAGCUGGGAAUGCAGCCAGCGGGACUGUAUCACAAUUAAGAUGAAUUACCACUGUGCGAAGCGAUGUUGAGGAAGUCUCCCAUUAAUCUGCUGUUGGAUGUGGCAGUUUUGAUUGUAAUGGGAGGGAUUGUGGUUUGAAAGGCCCAGGAGAGCAGAAGGAAACUGAAAGACACAGGGACAAUGAUUCAUGCCUCAUUUACCACACUUCAUCUUGGACGUAUCGGGUUGUGAAGCCUCAGCAAUCAUCUCACAGGAAUUGAUUAGGAAUUGCCUGUUAUGAAAGUAUGGUACUCAAUAUGAGGAUUUUCUUUAAAAUGUGCCAAUAUAUUCUGGUCAGCAUAUCAGAUUAGAUGGCACAUGACAUUCAAGAGAGUAUUUAACCUUAAAUAUAUAUAUAUAUAUUCUCUUAAAGCA
Messenger RNA from Anarrhichthys ocellatus (wolf-eel), 1384 nucleotides. RefSeq names its product transmembrane protein 100a (gene tmem100a). Gene Ontology annotation, biological process: cellular response to BMP stimulus. Lineage: Eukaryota; Metazoa; Chordata; Actinopteri; Perciformes; Anarhichadidae. Gene Ontology annotation, cellular component: plasma membrane. The transcript is spliced from 2 exons. The record is from RefSeq and is a predicted model, not a curated record. The coding region runs from base 390 to 788 and encodes 132 amino acids.